Messenger RNA from Panicum hallii, 2005 nucleotides. RefSeq names its product GDSL esterase/lipase At4g10955-like. The transcript is spliced from 3 exons. The coding region runs from base 517 to 1563 and encodes 348 amino acids. Lineage: Eukaryota; Viridiplantae; Streptophyta; Magnoliopsida; Poales; Poaceae. Gene Ontology annotation, biological process: lipid metabolic process. The record is from RefSeq and is a predicted model, not a curated record.
ACUCUAUCUAUACUUUCCUUCCAUCAGUUGCCGGUUCAGGGAAAGAAGAUACCCCAGAAAUAAUGCUGGGCAAUGCAAAUCUGCAUAUGAUAUCCUGGUAUGCGCCUCUUGUCCUCAAUCCCACUUGUGAUCCAGCUUUAUAAACGGGAAGACUUCGACGCUCCUUGCUCCCAAGUCGUCUCUCCUCGGCGAGCUCCAGUGCCAUUUCUUUUAAAACCUUUGGUCUGAGUAAGCACAGCUGCACAGGCAAAAAAAUAUUGCCCAACUCCUGCAGCUGCAUCUCCCGGUUAGUACGGUGUCCUGGUCUGUCGCCGUGCCGAUCGAUCUUGAAGUGCUGUCCUCCUCUCCUUGACCCUGAAAGUUGCGUACCCAUAUGUCAGCUGCAGAGGUACGGCAGCGUACGAGAUGCAUUGAUCAUUGCAGAGUCCGUAGUGGAAUGAGGGAGAGGUUGCUCCAACGAGGCUGAACUGCUGAAGAAGAUAUCGCCCUGAAGGACCAGAACCAGGGGCAAGCGAAAUGCCGUCGCUAAAGGACCUCUUUGAUGCUUCAGGGCCUACGUAUUUGACGUUUGUGAAUUGGAACUGCCCACACCACCGGCGCUCCGUCAUGGCGAGCCUUGUCCAGGGCGUGUACGUCCUCGAGCGCGACCGCCAGUGGAACCGGCAGGGCCCCGACGCCCGCGCGCCGGCGUGGUGGAGGUUCUUCCACUUCGAGCUGCGGCAGGUGCUCGUCGACGCCGCCGACGGCUCCAUCUUCGGCGCCGUCUACGCUUUCCAGCCGCCGUUCCACCUCAUGGACCCCACGGCCGCCGCCAGCGCCCCGUACUACGUCGCCGCCUUCCGCGGCACCAUCACCAAGAAGGGCUCGGCGAAGCGGGACCUGGAGCUGGACCUCCUGCUGGUCCGCAACGGGCUGGAAGGCAAGUCCCGCUUCCGCGUCGCCAUGCAGGCCAUCCACGACACCGUGGCCGUGGCGGCCGGGCAGCACUACCGCGUCUGGCUGGCGGGCCACUCGCUGGGGUCGGCGAUCACGACGCUGGCCGCCAAGACCCUGGCCAGGGCGGGCGCCGCCGUCCUGCCUACGUUCCUCUUCAACGCGCCGUUCGUGUCGGCGCCCGUGGAGCGGAUCGGGGACCGGCGGGUGAGGCAGGGCAUCCGCAUCGCCAACAGCUUCGUCACCGCGGGCGUGGCGGCGCUCCUGCAGGGGGGUGGCGGCGGCGUGCACGACGCGUCGUUCGCGGCGCUGGCGGCGUGGGUGCCGAACCUGUUCGUGAACCCGGCGGACCCCAUCAGCGCGGAGUACGUGGGGUACUUCGACCACCGCAGGAAGAUGGAGGCUAUCGGGGCCGGCGCAGUGGGGAGGCUGGCGACGAGGAACUCGGUCAAGGACCUGCUGCUCGGCAUCGGCAAGGGGGGCGGCGGGUGCGAGCCGCUGCACCUGUUCCCGUCGGCCGUGCUGACGGUGAACCGCGGGCCGUCGCCGGACUUCAAGACGGCGCACGGGAUCCACCAGUGGUGGCGGCCCGACCUGGCGCUGGAGUGCACCGCGCAUUACUACAGUUGAUCGUGACGAGCGUCCCGUUCGAGCUGGAGAUCCUACAGUCCAUGGAACUGCUUAACUGAAACAGAAACCGGAAGAUUUGGGUAGGGAGCCCUAAUUGGUACUCCCUGGAAUUGCAAUGUUUGCAAGUUUGCAUUGAUCAAGUGGCAAAUCUUUAGACUUAUCCGUGUGAUCCAUCGUUGGUGAGCUGCUGGGCCGCUGCUUCGUCGACCUCCGGGAUAGGGCGGACAUGAACAAACGUGCCCCCUCUAGUGAACAAAUUUACAAAUUGUGAAAGCACAUUUGGUAUCGACCGUAUGAUAGUGGAGUUAUAAAUAUAGUCUUAAGUCAUGGUAUAUAUAUAUUUUUAAAAAUAUAGUCUUAAGUCACGGUAUAUAUCUUUUAAAUGUAAGAUGACUGUGUGCAUCAUUAUAGAUUAUUUCUGCUAUUUUUUCCAAAACAUAGU